GCUUUUUCUUGCAAAUAAAGGUACAAAUACAUGGACACAUUAGUUUUGCUUAGGGAAAAACUUUUUCUCAGUGCAACCGAGAGAUUCGUCCGACUGAUGCCAACACUCCGUUUACUCGCCCAUUUGCUUAUCUUUUUAAUUUUUUUUCUAUUUUCAUUGAAAAUUUUACAUCUUUCUGUAAGCGCGUGCGGUCCAAUUGCACGUGAGCAAAAUAAAUUUCAUUGCACAUUUUGCCGUUAGUAAUUUUCUUUCUGUUUGCACGUGAACCGCGAGUGAUUGCCACAUCUUCGCAAAAAUCAUUCGUCUCUGCGCAGCAGCGUCGCCGCCGCCGUAUCGAUCCCAUCAGGUGAAUUUCCACGUUAGCCUUUUGCCAAGCUGCGUGCGCAUUCCACUCAUGUACAAGAGAAGUCUCAGUUCGCAACUGCCAAGUCGCGAAAAGUGCUCUUGGUGUGCGUCAAGCAAGAAAAAACCGCUGGUCGUUGAACGUUCCUGUUGCUCGGCUUGAGUUUUAUCUUCCAGAAAUCCGAAUUCGAAAAAGACAUCGGAAGCCGUCACCCCAUCGAGGGGCUCGCAAUCACAGAAGUUGACAGAAAGAAAAUAGGCGAAGUUGCUCGGUGGUGACAGGAUAGAAGAGCGCUGCUACAUCAUUACUAGACAACACUGUGUUCAGGUGUGAAGGCAGGAUCGGGUUUCUCCACUUGAGGAGAAGACGCAGGGUAAAAUCCUGCAGGGUGAGGCGAUACAAUAAAGAAGAAAAAAAACAGCCAAUCCAAGCCAGUCGUCGGACGACCACAGCAAAAUCAAGCAACUAAACCACGCGCGACUCACCAAGCAACACAAUCCAAUGUAUUACGGUCCCUCCGGAGGUACCGCCGAGGAAGCCGCUGAGGAAACAUGUCGCUACCACGGGAAUGGAGCUUUCAGGAUGCGUGUCGCGACUCGAGGAACGUCCUGGCCGACCCCGAGAUCGCAAUGGCAGCGUCCCAGGAGAUGGCGAUCUCCGGCAGCGCGAUCAUCGACGAAAAUAUGAAUAAUCAGCCAGCGGCGCAGCUGGGUUCUCUCUUCUCGAUUCACUCGGCACCGGUGUUUGAUCUGAGCAGCGGCAUGGCCUCCGGUGUGCCUUCGCCGAAGCGACCGGCUUCCUUGGCGGUGCAGACCACCGCGACUUCGACUCCGGUGGUGCCGCCGCAUCUACAGAGUCCCGAAGGUACGCUCGUCGAAGAGGAGGACAAUGACAAUCUGCUGACCAUUUCCAGCCUCACCGCUCGGCCGCUCAUCGCCAAAUCCAGGGAACUCAGAUCCGUCAAGAGUUCGGUUCCGAAGAGAAGAAAAUCCCGGCAGAAAAACGAGACGAGGAAACCGCGAAACAUCACUUAUGUCCCUUUGGACGGCGGUUAUGGAUGGGUGGUGGUGACCGGCGCCUUUUUCGUACAGUUUUGGGUUGCCGGAUUGGUAAAAUCUUACGGCGUGCUCUACGUCGAAGUAAUGGAGACUUACAAGGACUCGUCCGCCUCGGUUGCGUCUUGGAUACCGGCGAUUCUGACGUGCCUGUGUCUGGCGCUCGCUCCGGUGACAAGUAUGCUCUGCCAGAAGUAUAGUUGUCGAACGGUGGUCUUCGUGGGUGGACUUUUCUGCGCUCUAGGACUUACAACUAGUUACUUUGCCACGCGAUUGAUACAUCUCUUUUUUACAUUUGGAGUGUUGACAGGUAUCGGCGGUGGCUUAUCCACGACACCGGGUAUAAUUCUGGUGUCUCAAUAUUUUGACAAACAUCGCGCUCUGGCGAAUGGGAUCUGCGUGUCCGGCACCGCCGCGGGUAGUUUCGUGUUUCCGCUUCUCAUCGAGUUUCUGAUAGACGAUUUUGGCUUUCACGGCACGAUACUUUUACUGGGCGGUUGUAUGCUGCACGUGUGCGUAAGCGCGACGCUCUAUCGGCCGCUGGACGAAAAUUACGCACCUGAAGAGAACACCUCGGCGGAGAAGAUCGAAUCGAAAGUAGAGAAGGAGCAGGAUCAAGAGAAAUCGAAGCAGCAAAAAUUGGAUUUGCUGUUCGCGAAUGAUCCGACCGCUCGGCACAAUGUGCUGAACGAGCUGUUCCAUCAGAACAGCGCCGUGAUGAUCGAGCUGACCGACAGCGACGAGGAGAAGGACGUGAUGGGCGAGGGUCUUCGCAUGAAACCAAUCUCCAAGAUCCGCAGUUCCAGCAUCCUGCACAGCGUGGAGGAUCUGUCCACUGAUUCGACGUGCGUGUACAAGGCCGCCAGAUCGUCGUUGAGAUCCCUGAAAUCGUCCGUAACGGCGAUGGGCCCGCCGGAACAGCAGCAGCAGCAGCAGCAGCAGCAACAGCAGCAGCAGCAACAGCAGCAGCAACAACAACAACCGCCGUCGCCGCCGAGCAGGAUGCCGUCUUUGACGCUGACCGCAUCUUCAGAGGCCAAAAUCACGUUCAUGCAGAAACUGACGCGUUAUCUCGAUCUCUCGCUACUUAAAAAUCCGCAGUUCAUCAUGAUGUGCUUCUCCGUCAGUCUGAUGUCCACCGGCAGUCCUUACAUGCUGUACUAUUUGCCGGCGUACGUACACGCCGCCGGUUACACCAAAUCGGAGGCCGGAUAUCUAGUGGCUAUUUCCGCCGUUCUGGAUCUCUGCGGCAGACUCGGUCUCGGUUGGCUGUCCGACCUGAAGCUGUUCGAUCGACGAAAAGGAUACAUCGGAAGUGUAGUGGGUGCCGGUGUGGCGGUCCUGGCGAUCCCAAUGGCUCAUUCCUUUUACGUGCUGGCGUGUUCCGUCGGCAUGUACGGAUUGUGCCUAGGUUGUUGGUUCCUCCUAGUUCCCGUCCUGCUCGCUGAUCAAUACGGCACCGAUAAAAUAUCGUCUAGCUACGGUCUCGUGAGGAUGUUUCAGAGUUUCGGAGCGAUCUCCAUUCCACCUUUAACAGGUUAUCUGCGCGACGUAACCGGAAGUUACACCGUGUGUUUCUUGUGCAUGGGCACGUGUAUGGUCAUAGGGGGCCUACCCCUAUUGUUAGUUUUCAAUGAGAAUCAACCAAACUCGACAACAGCAACAAGGCUGCCCGUAAACGUCGAAAAUAACAAUCGUCAAGAGGACACUACUGUGAAAGAGUAAAUUAUUUUGAAAAUGUGAUCGUUGUGAGAGUAAGAGAGAGAUAAUAAAGUGAUCUAAUGUGUAAUAGAAUAAAAAAAUACAAAUAUAACUCGUAAAAGUUGUCACAAAAGAAAUAGUUGCUUUUACUUUGGAAUACCCGUUUCUCGUUUCCUAUCUCGAAAUUGCUCACCCUUACAGAAAUUUAUUUGUGAUAAAUCUCCAAUUUUUAUUACUGGCCAAAAUAAUAUAUAUAUAUAUUUUUUUUUGAGUAACAAACACCCUGUUUAACAGCGAUAAAUUUCUAUAAGAGUGAAUAAAUAUAAGUUGUAAAAAUACAGUGUAGUUUUCUUGGAUCUUUUUUUUGUUUUGCACGCGUCGUUACAACAGUGAUUUUUAAAACAGUUUUUAA
Pseudomyrmex gracilis is the source of this 3511-nucleotide messenger RNA. RefSeq names its product monocarboxylate transporter 12 (gene Sln). The transcript is spliced from 7 exons. Bases 895 to 3123 code for a protein of 742 amino acids. Gene Ontology annotation, molecular function: monocarboxylic acid transmembrane transporter activity. Lineage: Eukaryota; Metazoa; Arthropoda; Insecta; Hymenoptera; Formicidae. Gene Ontology annotation, biological process: monocarboxylic acid transport; transmembrane transport. The record is from RefSeq and is a predicted model, not a curated record.